Aphanomyces astaci is the source of this 1086-nucleotide messenger RNA. RefSeq lists its product as hypothetical. The record is from RefSeq and is a predicted model, not a curated record. The coding region runs from base 1 to 1086 and encodes 361 amino acids. Lineage: Eukaryota; Oomycota; Saprolegniomycetes; Saprolegniales; Verrucalvaceae. The transcript has 3 exons.
AUGUGGGCACGACUAAAGAAGUACAUUGACGAGCAUAUCUACCCGGUCGUGGUGCAGAUGGCCCAAGCGCGUGGUCAUCAUAUCGUGUAUGCCGCGCCAGGCUUCUCCGAGCUGCAGCCCAUCGAGCUGAUCUGGGCGAACGUCAAGGGCACCGUUGGCCGAGCCUAUACGAACAGACACAACAUUUCAAGAUGUAUACAAGCGCCUCGACAAUGUAUUCUAUCACCUGGACUCCGAGACCAUCAAGGCCACGAUCGAGAACUCGAAACCAAGCUCAUUGCGCUUGAAAAAGCACUCCGCCAGGCGGAAGGGGCGGCUGCCUCUAUUGUAUCAGACGUACCGAUUCGACGAUUUACGUCCAAACGUCACAUCGUCAAAGUGAUGUUCUUGACGGCGGUUGCGCGGGUUCGGUAUGAUGCGAGGAAGAAGGCGAUGUGGAACGGCAAGAUUGGGAUGUGGCCGUUUGUGUCCAUGGUUCCGGCGCAGCGCAAAAGCAAGAACCGUGAACGGGGUACAAUGGUGACGACUCCCCUGACAGUAACGAAGCCCAUUUACCGCCAAUUCCUGGUGGACCACGUAAGCAUCAAGCUUCUGUGGCCUGGGCGACGCACCUGUCGAUUUACAUCCAACAAGACAACGCACGGUCUCAUGUUCAAGUUGAUGACGCCGUCAUGGCUGCUGCUGGUUGGUCAGACGAUUGUCACAACAAUUGACGAGCUGGUGUCUGCUGCGACCGGAGCAUUCAACGAUCUGGAUGGGCGUGUGCUGGACAAGACGUUCAUGGUGCUUCAAAAGGUAUUGGAGGAAUCGUUGAAGAUCGGUGGCGACAAUGCGUACAAGUUGCCCCAUUUGCACAAAGACAAGCUCGCCAGACAGGGUCCACAAAAUCCUCAGCUGGCUUGUGAUCCUGAGGUUAUGAGUGUCAUCGAUGAGAUGAAUAGUAGAAAGGAAUUUGAGCGUCGAGUAGAUAAUCUGUCUGGAGUGUUGGCAUCGUGCGCGAUCGAAGGUACAAUCAAUAUGUCAAAUAUUGAUAACCUUUGCGCGAUGGCUCGCGAUAUUGACUUGGUCGAUAACGAUGAAGAGUGA